Molecule: messenger RNA, 4062 nt
Organism: Urocitellus parryii (Arctic ground squirrel)
Lineage: Eukaryota; Metazoa; Chordata; Mammalia; Rodentia; Sciuridae
Source: RefSeq, a predicted model, not a curated record
AUGUCAGAGAAAACWGUCUGUCUGUCUGUUUGUCCUCUGCUUUCAUCACAAUCCACAGAGAAGACUUCUGUGACCUCAAAAGAAUAUGAGAGAUUUCUGCAAGCCAACAACAGAGAAUUCAACGCUCUUUUUGGAUAUCCAAACAAUGCCAUCAAGACCUCAAAAUAUACUAUUUUGAACUUCCUGCCCCUGAACCUAUUUGAACAGUUCCAGAGACUUGCAAAUGCCUAUUUCCUGGUAUUGCUAAUUCUACAGUUGAUUCCCCAGAUCUCCUCCUUGGCAUGGUACACCACUGUGGUACCUCUGGUGGUGGUGCUGUCCAUAACAGGAGUGAAGGAUGCCAUCGACGACUUGAAAAGGCACCAAAGUGACAAUCAAGUUAACAACUGUUCUGUUCUGCUGCUGGCAGAUGGCAGGGUGAAGGAGGACAAAUGGAUGAAUGUCCAAGUGGGAGAUAUAAUAAAACUAAAAAAUGACCAGGCUGUCCCUGCAGAUCUACUAUUACUCUCCAGCAGUGAGCCAUACAGUCUGACAUACAUAGAAACAGCAGACCUGGAUGGUGAAACCAACUUAAAAGUGAAGCAGGCCAUCACCAGUACCGGUGACCUGGAAGAUAAUCUGGAGCUGCUUUCUGUCUUUGAUGGAGAAGUGAAGUGUGAUCCUCCCAAUAACAAGUUAGAUAAAUUCACAGGAAUCCUGACCUAUAAGAGGAAAAGCUACCCCCUGGACCAUGACAAGCUGCUGCUCCGCGGCUGCAUCAUCAGGAAUACAGAUUGGUGUUUUGGCCUGGUCAUUUAUACUGGGCCAGACACCAAAUUAAUGCAGAACAGUGGGAAAUCCAUCUUUAAACGAACACAUAUCGACCAUCUCAUGAAUCUCUUUGUGAUCUGGAUUUUCCUGAUUUUAGGUGUCAUGUGUAUUAUCCUAGCAAUCGGGCAUGGUAUUUGGGAGACCAAGAAAGGCUACCACUUCCAGAUUUUUAUGCCAUGGGAAAGUUAUAUCUCUUCAUCAGUUAUCUCUGCCAUGUUCACUUUCUGGUCCUACUUCAUUAUUCUCAACACCAUGGUGCCCAUUUCUCUUUAUGUAAGUGUUGAAAUAAUAAGACUAGGCAACAGUUUUUAUAUCAAUUGGGAUCGGAAUAUGUUUUAUCAACCAAAGAAUACCCCAGCACAGGCUCGCACUACCACACUAAGUGAGGAGCUUGGCCAGGUCAAAUAUUUGUUCUCUGAUAAAACAGGGACAUUGACUCAGAACAUCAUGAUUUUCAACAAGUGUUCUAUCAAUGGAAAGGUCUAUGGUAAUUCCUGUAACAAGGAGGAACUAAGGGAGUCACUACCUGAGAAAGAAAAAGAUAACUUCAAAAAGCUGGCCGGUCCUGCCUUUCCAUUUAAUGACAAGACUUUGGUGGAAGCAGUAAAAAAAGGAGAUUACCGGGUGCACUUGUUUUUCCUCUCCCUCUCAUUAUGUCAUACUGUGAUGUCACAAGAGAAAGUAGAAGGUGAGCUGGUGUACCAGGCUCAGUCCCCAGAUGAAGGUGCCCUGGUCACUGCUGCCAGAAACCUUGGCUUUGUGUUCCGUUCCCGUACGUCUGAGACUAUCACAGUGGUCGAAAUGGGAAAAACCAGAGUCUAUCAGCUGCUGGCUAUUUUGGACUUCAACAAUGUGCGCAAGAGGAUGUCUGUUAUUGUGCGGACUCCUGAAAAUCGGGUAAUAUUGUUCUGCAAGGGAGCAGACACCAUCAUCUGUGAGCUGCUUCAUCGUUCCUGUGUAGCCCUUAAUAAAGUGACCAUGGAACAUUUGGAUGAUUUUGCCAGCGAAGGUCUUCGCACCCUCAUGGUGGCCUACCGAGAGUUGGAUGAUAAAUUCUUCCAGACCUGGAGAAAGAAGCACAAUGAGGCGUGUCUGUCUGUGAAAGAUAGGGAAAUUAAAUUAUCAACUGUUUAUGAAGAGAUCGAGAAAGACUUGAUGCUGUUAGGGGCCACAGGCAUAGAAGACAAACUGCAAGAUGGAGUGCCUGAGACAAUCAUCACCCUGAACAAAGCCAGAAUUAAAAUAUGGGUUUUAACUGGUGAUAAGCAAGAAACUGCUGUGAACAUUGCCUACUCCUGUAAUGUAUUUGAGGAUGAAAUGGAUGAGGUGUUUGUGAUUGAAGGCAAGGACAGUGAUACAAUUCUGCAAGAACUCAGGAGAGCAAGGGGCAGGAUGAAACCUGAAUCUCUACUGGAAUCAGACCCAAUCAACAUUUACCUAAAGAGGAAGUCCAAAAGGUCCUUCACAAUGCCUGAGGAGGUGCCCUCUGGCGACUAUGGCUUAAUCAUCAGUGGCUACAGUCUGGCUUAUGCUCUAGAAGGGAACCUGGAGUUGGAACUGCUACGAACAGCGAGCAUGUGCAAGGGGGUAAUCUGCUGCCGGAUGACACCCUUCCAGAAGGCCCAGGUGGUAGAGCUGGUGAAGAGGUACAAGAAGGUGGUGACACUGGCCAUCGGGGAUGGGGCCAAUGACGUCAGCAUGAUCAAAGCUGCCCACAUUGGGGUCGGCAUCAGCGGCCAGGAGGGGAUGCAGGCCAUGCUCAACAGUGACUUUGCCUUCUCCCAGUUCCGCUACCUUCAACGUCUGCUGUUGGUACAUGGCCGCUGGUCUUAUAAUCGCAUGUGCAAAUUUCUCAGCUUCUUCUUUUAUAAGAAUUUUGUCUUCACCUUGGUGCACUUCUGGUAUGCUUUUUUCAACGGAUUCUCUGCACAGGCAGUCUAUGAUACCUGGUUUAUCACCUGCUACAAUUUGAUUUACACCUCCCUCCCUGUCCUGGGCUUGAGUCUAUUUGAUCAGGAUGUGAAUGAAACUUGGAGCCUACAUUUCCCAGAGCUGUAUAUCCCAGGCCAGCACAACCUCUAUUUCAACAAGAAGGAAUUUGUGAAGUGUUUAUUACACGGGAUCUACAGUUCCUUUGUGCUGUUCUUUGUCCCCAUGGGAACAAUUUACAACUCAGCACGCAGUGAUGGAAAGGACAUCUCCGACAUCCAGACCUUUUGCCUGCUAGUACAAACCUCCUUGAUCUGGGUGGUCACAGUGCAGAUUGCCCUGCAGACAACCUACUGGACGAUGAUAAGCCACUUCUUCAUCUGGGGUAGCCUGGGUUUCUACUUUUGCAUCUUAUUCUUCCUGUACAGUGAUGGCUUGUGUCUAAUGUUCCCCAGCAUCUUUCAAUUCCUAGGUGUGGCUAGGAACACUAUGAACCAGUCACAGUUGUGGCUGGGCCUUAUCCUCAGUGUGAUCCUCUGUAUAAUUCCUGCAUUUGGGUACCAGUUUCUCCAACCACUAAUUUGGCCUCUCAGUGUGGACAAGGUUUUGGACACAAUUCAUUAUGGCAAGAUACGGCCACCACAAGUUCAAGUCCGGACCAAAGUGAAACACCCAGGCCUGCGACGUUCUGCCUAUGCAUUCUCCCACAAACAGGGCUUUGGGGCCCUCAUCACUUCUGGAAAGACAACAAAGGCCAAGAAAAACAGCUUUCCUCUUAAAAAGCGAGGGUGGGAGCCCACACAAACCUGCCCUCCAAACCACCAGGCCGCUGCCCCACACUCCCGCGGGUUUCAGCGCUCGGCAACAAACAGCAGUACCACGCCGGACACCGCCCGCAGGGGCGGGGCGAGGGCCUCAGGAGGCGGGGCCACGGCUGCAGCCUCGCCGCUCCCCUCGCGGGAAAGCACGGCGCGUGACUCUGGUGCGCCCAACAAGGCGCGAGCAGGGGAGCUGGGCGAACACCUCGGGCCCAGCGGACCGAACCAAAGCGCGGUCCAGAAGGGCUGCACUAGGGCAACCCAGAUCGGACCAUCGGCACCACGUCGCAGGGGGGACCGGGCGUUUCCAACCCGUCUGGAGAGGAGGGGAACGCCGGCGUGCACCGCCUGCAACGCGACCCCUGGAGGGCGCGAGACGCUGCCGCUGCAGCCGCCGCCCGCGCGGAAGGACGAGGCUGAAGCGAGAAGCGAGGUAGGAGCGACUCUUCUGAGGCUGGCGGGAUCCUGGAGACCCACUGCCCCCAAGUUUCAAGUGGCCCCUUGA